This is a messenger RNA of Penicillium roqueforti, 234 nucleotides long. RefSeq lists its product as uncharacterized. The coding region runs from base 1 to 234 and encodes 77 amino acids. The record is from RefSeq and is a predicted model, not a curated record. The transcript is spliced from 4 exons. NCBI's taxonomy places the organism in Eukaryota, Fungi, Ascomycota, Eurotiomycetes, Eurotiales, Aspergillaceae.
AUGGCUAUUGCAGAGCCACAUCUGAUUACUGCAGUGCAGGUAACUGUAUUUCCGGUGCCUGUGAGACCACCGUCGCAACAACGAACGGUACCUGUGGUCCUUCUUGGGAGGGUACUACUUGCACAAAUCCAAGCUUUGGGUCCUGCUGCUCAAUCUAUGGCUAUUGUGGAAUUGGUAUCAUCUUCGAUCAGAGUACAGAGCUUGCAGCUUUUUUUCCCGACUGGGAAAGUCUAA